AGGACAUCCUUCCAAACUCCUUUACAGAUUUCUUUCUGUGCACGGCGUCCUCCUGUUUUCUAAUUGGCACUGUUUUAGUUUAAAUACAUGGAAAUCUUUUCUGUUUCUAGAGCUAAAGAUCUGAUGACAUGAGUGCUUAUCAGAAUGCCGGCCAACCAAAAGCUGUCCUACUGUACUGGGAUCUUCUUGCUGGUGUUGAAGCUGGCCCACGCCCAGUAUGAGCACCUUGGAUACCCGCUGGGGUACCCGCAUGCUGAAGUGGAACAGUACAGCCCCCCAGUCCUGGCUCCAGAUACCCCCAGGAUCCAGCUGAGACUAGCUGGACAGAAGAGGAAGCACAACGAGGGUCGAGUUGAGGUUUACUACAACGGUACGUGGGGUACCGUCUGCGAUGACGACUUCAGCAUCCACGCCGCUCAGGUGGUGUGCAAAGAACUGGGCUACCAGGAAGCCGUCUCAUGGGUGCCUUCUUCAAAAUAUGGGAAAGGAGAAGGACCCAUCUGGUUCGACAACCUUCGAUGCACGGGGAAAGAGAAGACGUUGUCUCUGUGUCCGUCCAACGGGAUCGGCGUCUCAGACUGCAAACACACUGAAGAUGUAGGCGUGGUUUGCAGCGACAAGAGGAUCCCUGGAUUUAAAUUUGUCAACGUGCUGCCCAAUCAUGUGGAGAACCUUGACAUUCACGUUGAGGAUGUUCGCAUACGGGCCAUCCUGUCGUCAUACCGUCGGCGGAUCCCAGUGACGGAGGGCUACGUGGAGGUGAAGGAUGGCGGCAAAUGGAAGCAGAUCUGUAACACAGAGUGGAACCAGUUUAACAGCAGAGUCAUCUGUGGCAUGUUUGGUUUCCCAGGCGAAAGGAACUUCAACGCCAGAGUCUACAAGAUGUUCGCUCGCAGGAAGAAGCCAACCUACUGGGAUUUCUCUGUGAACUGCACUGGCAGUGAGGCCCACCUGUCCAGCUGUAAACUGGGUCAGCUAAUAUCCAGAAAGCACAAUGAGACGUGUGCUGGAGGGUUGCCUGUGGUGGUGAGCUGUGUUCCUGGUAGAGCCUUCGCCCCUACGUCCAUGACAGGAUACAGGAAGGCUUUCAGACAAGAGCAGCCUUUGGUCCGCCUCCGUGGCGGUGCCAUGGUUGGUGAGGGCCGGGUGGAGGUGCUGAAGAACGGAGAGUGGGGCACCAUAUGUGACGAUAACUGGAAUCUGCUGUCUGCCACUGUGGUGUGCCGGGAGCUGGGCUUUGGUUCAGCAAAGGAAGCGCUGUCUGGAGGACAACUGGGCCAGGGGAUGGGGCCCGUGCAUAUGAAUGAGGUGAAGUGCUCAGGCUUUGAGAAGUCCGUCACCGAGUGUCCCUUCAACCAGGAGGCUCUCGGCUGCAGCCAUGAGGAAGACGCCGCCGUCAGAUGUAACGUCCCGGCCAUGGGCUUCGAGCAGAGGGUGCGGCUCAGAGGCGGCCGUAACUCCUUUGAAGGCCGAGUGGAGGUGCUGGUGGACAGGAACGGCUCCCUGGUGUGGGGGACGGUAUGCAGUGAGGGCUGGGGAACCAUGGAGGCCAUGGUGGUCUGCAGACAGCUGGGCCUGGGCUUCGCCAGGAGAGCCUUCCAGGAGACGUGGCACUGGCCAGGAGAGGUCGGCGCUGAUAGGGUGGUGCUCAGUGGCGUCCGUUGCUCUGGAACUGAGAUGUCUCUGUCCCACUGUCUGCAUCACGGAGCCCAGCUCAGCUGCCCCAGAGGAGGGGGGGGCAAAACCGCCGGAGUCUCCUGCUCUGAAACCGCUCCUGACCUGGUGCUGAACCCUCAGGUGGUGGAGCAGACCACCUACAUGGAGGACCGGCUCAUGGUCUUGCUGCAGUGCGCCUAUGAGGAGAACUGCCUGGCCUCCAACUCCGCCCAGACGCCGGCCAACUCGUACCGACGCCUGCUGCGCUUCUCCUCUCAGAUUCACAACAACGGCCAGUCCGACUUCCAGCCCAACGCUCCAAAACACCUGUGGGUGUGGCAUGACUGUCACAGGCAUUAUCACAGCAUGGAUGUGUUUACCACCUAUGACCUGCUGAGCCUGAAUGGAACCAGAGUGGCAGAAGGACACAAAGCAAGUUUCUGCCUGGAGGAUUCAGAGUGUGAUGAAGGUAUUGAAAAGCAGUAUGAAUGUGCUAACUUUGGAGAGCAGGGCAUCACUGUGGGCUGCUGGGAUACCUACAGACACGACAUCGACUGUCAGUGGGUCGACAUCACUGACGUCAAACCCGGAGAUUACAUCUUCCAGAUUGUUAUAAACCCCAAUAACGAGGUGCCAGAAUCCGACUACACCAACAACAUCACCAAGUGCCGCUGUCGGUACGACGGUCAUCGCGUCUGGAUGUACGGCUGCCAUAAUGACGGCUCACUGAGCUCUGAAACAGAGACGACGUUCCCAGGCCUCAUAAAUAACCAGGUGACCCACAGGUAAAAAUAAAGGAGUGGAGUCCAGAAGCAAUCCCCUCCAAAGCGAAGAGUCCUACCGACCCCUAUCCUUUCCAUCUGUGCUGGAUUGGUCUUCCUGUCCCCUGAAUGGAUCCUCUAAUCAGUAUCUUCCUUCCUAUCCUCUUGAUUACCUCGUUAGUUCCAGCUGAUGCAGCAGGAACUUUCUGAACUCUUCCAAACUCCCUGUGAUGCUCAAAGGAAGGCCGAUCUGCAUGCAGGUCUGUGACUGCAGGACGUUUACAUUAAUUGGGACCUCCAGCUAUUUGAAGGAACUCCGGUAAAAAUUAGAGGUGUAGCACUUUAAGCCCAACCUGUAGAGCCGUUUUGGUUUGUUUAUCCUGCAGAAGAAAAAAACAGAACCAGGUUUCAGAGAAGAAGAAGUGAUGUCACUACCCGAUCCGU
Messenger RNA from Cyprinodon tularosa, 2861 nucleotides. RefSeq names its product lysyl oxidase-like 2b (gene loxl2b). Gene Ontology annotation, cellular component: membrane. Gene Ontology annotation, molecular function: protein-lysine 6-oxidase activity; copper ion binding. The transcript has 14 exons. Gene Ontology annotation, biological process: peptidyl-lysine oxidation; sprouting angiogenesis. The coding region runs from base 145 to 2445 and encodes 766 amino acids. The record is from RefSeq and is a predicted model, not a curated record. NCBI's taxonomy places the organism in Eukaryota, Metazoa, Chordata, Actinopteri, Cyprinodontiformes, Cyprinodontidae.